This is a messenger RNA of Symbiodinium necroappetens, 1137 nucleotides long. The record is from the annotation of a GenBank genome assembly. NCBI's taxonomy places the organism in Eukaryota, Dinophyceae, Suessiales, Symbiodiniaceae.
AUGGAAGCUGCGAUCGAGGGCGUCGGGAAGACCCAGGAGAAGAAGAAGAAGAAGAAGGGCCCGCGAGAGUUCGAUUGGACCAAAGCGACCUUUGGCCACUAUGUCCUGAAGCUGGCCUACGUGGGCACCAACUACCAUGGCCUAGCAUGGCAGGAGCCGAGCACUUGCCCAACCGUCGAAGCGGCCCUCUUCGAGGCCUUGCAGAAGACUCGCCUCAUCCAGGACCGGCAGAGUUGCAACUUCUCCCGCUGCGGGCGCACCGACAAGGGGGUGCAUGCCGCCGGCAACUACGUGUCCUUGACUCUGCGGCUAAAGCCCGGCUCUGAAUCUGGGACGGAUGCAUUUGACUACCCCAGCAUUCUUAAUGGCGUGCUGCCGUCCGACAUCAGGAUCUUGGCCGCGGCGCCUGCGCCGAGUGGCUUCGACGCUCGCUUCAGCUGCCUGUUCCGAGCGUACCAGUACUACUUUCCACAUGCUGGGGAAGACCUCCAGAAAAUGCGGGAAGCAGCUGCUUACUUCGUGGGCGAGCACGAUUUUCGAAACUUCUGCAAAAUGGAUGUCGAGAACAUCACGAACUACCGUCGGCGGGUGCUGUCGGUGUCUGUGCGGCCACUGAGCGAUGGUGUGGCCGAGUUCGCCGUCACUGGCGUCGCGUUCCUUUGGCAUCAGGUUCGCUGUAUGGCGGCCGUGCUUCUCCUUGUGGGCCAAGGCCUAGAGCAGCCCAGCGUCGUCCAGGAGCUACUGGACGUGGAGCGCUACCCGCGCAAGCCGCUGUACGAGCCGGCCGAUGAGUCUGGCUUGGUGCUUCGCGACUGUGGUUUCGAGGGUGUCGACUUUGCGCCCAGCUCGCCUAAGCCAGCAGGAGAAUCGGGACUUCCAACCCCGUCCUGCGCUGCGGACACUUUCCGGAACCUUCGGGACAGGCAGCUGCGAGCCUCGGCAGUCGCGAGUUGCCUGUUGGCCGCCUGCGGUGGUGAACCGCCCAACGCAGAGCGCGAGGGCAAGCGCAAGCAUGUGCCGCUGCUGCAGCGGCCCGGCUGCCCCACGCUGCAGGAGAAGCAACAGGCCCUCGAAGCCCGGCGGCACCGGCGGAAGCUCACCGAGGGUGAGGAGGCCAAAGCGGAGCCUGCAGCGUGA